AGUACAUGUAUACCGCUAGUAGUAGGCUGGCUGGCUGGACUAUAACGUGCGUAGAGAGAGAGCCGAGUGAGGAUAGCAUAAGCAGAGAGCGGCGGUCGGGCCACAGUUAGCCACGGGCGCGGAGAGAGUUAGGCGACCCCGAACAUUUUUUACGUUCGGCCCCCUCCCAAACCCGAACGAACGAACGAAGAGGCUUCACACCAUCUGACGUCUGUGCUCUCCUCACCCCUCGACGUCUGUGUUUGUGUGUGUGUUCUGUUUUUGUUACAAUUAAACCCCGGACCGAACCAAUUUAAUCAGCCGUUCACGUUUUGAGUCGCUCGUUCCUACAUUAAAUCGGCAAAACAUUUGAGCGAAACAAGAAACCAACGAAAAUAGAAACAAACAGAAAAGGAAAAAGGAUCAACGAAAGUGCAAUUUUCGAACGUGUGUGCGUCAGAGCGAUUCUCCUUUUUGUUUUUUAGUUUUUUUGUUUGUCCACCCCCGACAGUCGCAACGCUUCUUCUUCCUAUUUUCUGCUGUUUACUGACAACUAAGGAAGAAGUCAAAGAGAGAUUUCCGGACGUCAACCCCAACCUCAUCAAGGUGCAAAAUCGAAACCUCAUUCUCUCCACCCCCGUUUGGCCGGAAGGAAUCUUAUUGGUGUUGCUGCAACAAGCGUGACGUUGCGACUGGGCGGUUGAUAAUCAACAUCCGUCGCUAAUAGCAACGUCAUUCCAUCAUCGCAGUCUUGGUAUUAAAAAAAACAGAAGAAAAACAAAUCAAAAAGGGCGCGACGAGCAGAAGGAGCAGCAGCUAUAGAAAAGUCGCCCAAUGUUAUAAAGUGUCCACUGACACUGUCUAUCUAGUGGCGGCCAGCUUAUUAUUGAUUAUUCAAUUGCCAGUUCACCGGCCCAACAGUGAGCGUGAACUCGUCGUCUCUUUUCUAUUCACCCGAAGCCCGGCCAGCACCACCCCACCCCACCUGGACUAACAACGUCGCCCCUCUUCUUCCUAGAGUGUCUUGGUUGUAAUCUUGUUUACUCGAUGACUGUACGCUGGCCCGUGCUGCGGCUGGCACCCAACGGGCACUGAAAACAUGCCUAGGCCAAACCAGCUGCUCCUCUCUGAUGUGUGACGGAGUCGCAACCAACCAAACAUCGCGGGCCAGUCGAAACAACAACAACAACAACGGCCGGGAAAAAAUAGAGAAGAGCCAAUCAAUGCGGUGGUCGCCAACAUUCAAAAGGAAAUAGCAAUCACGCAAUUGCUGGAAAUUACCACCUUUGGCAAUCCCAAAUCAUCGAGAAACAAUAAUAUCUCUCACCACCAUCAGCCCACCAACGCCGGGCGCCCUUUUCCUGCCCGGGGUUAUCCACAACACAUCCUCCUGAUUUUACUUAACGGCCGGAAUCUAACCAAAAGGUCAGCCUCUUUUCGCCGGAUGUCACAUAAAGGAAACGUUUAGGAAAAGGGCAUCCCCUUUUUUCUCCAUCUGCCGUUCGAUUCCAACAGUUGCCAUUGACUUUUAUUUCUGAAUUGGAAAUAAAAACCUACGAAGAUUUCGAUCAGCUCCAACCAUGUCCGGCCGAGAAGAAGGUGUCGGCUAAUGGACCUCAAGACAUUUGGAUUCGGUGCUGCACUUCAUUUUCAUUUCGAGUUGUUGUUGUUGUUGCUGCCGGUGUUGCUGAUGCCCAGAAAUCAAAUCAAUAAAAUCCUUCGAUAACAUCCAGUCCAGUGUGCGUGUGUGUGUGUCUACAGUUCCGCUUUCGACGCUGCUUGGAGUUUGUUCGUCCGUGGUGCCCGCAAGUGUUUCUCUCUCUCUGCGUGCGUGUCUCGGAAGAAAAAAAAGUUCAACCGAAUAGGAGGGAAAUCGGCGAGCGGCAAAGUUUUUCGGGACCCCAACUGACUACUGGCCCGUCUAUAAUGGAGUGUUAAUACUUACUUUGGCCCACCCUGUACUACUGCUCGACAGAGAGAGAGAGAGAGAGGGAAAACCCUAUUGGCCGCAAGAAGAAGAAAAAGUUUCGAGUUGAUACUCUUGGCGUUUACGUACGUCUAGACCACCCACCCAACCGCCGUUUCCUUAUCUCUCAGUUUUUAGGGGUUGUGUUCCUUCCUGGUGCUACCAUAUUAUUCAUCCCUGCCUGGAUUUGUUUCCCGCACUCUUCCUGUUUGGCCCAAUCCGUUCAAGGCGACGACUGACCCAUCAACGGAUUUGAUUAUUUUUAUUUUUGUUGUUGUUGUUGUUGUUGUUCAACGGGACACACCAGGAUGGUGGCGUUUUGCUGAUCGGAGCGGCUCAGUGUAACCACCAAAAUUUCGAAAAUCAACAGUAUCAAAGUAGUGAUGCCGGGAGGAAGGCGGGGCCUGGUGGCCCCGCAAAACACCUUCUUGGAGAACAUCAUCCGCCGUUGCAGUCAACAACCCGACAGCAGUUUCCUCCUGGCUAACGCUCAAAUCGUCGACUAUCCCAUCGUCUAUUGCAACGAAUCCUUCUGCAAGAUCUCUGGCUACAACCGAGCAGAAGUGAUGCAGAAAUCGUGUCGCUGUUCGUUCAUGUGCGGCGAGAUGACGGACAAGGAGACGAUCCAGCGGGUGGACGAGUGCCUGGAGCAGUACACUCAAGACCAGUUCGAGAUUUUGCUCUACAAGAAGAAUCGUUCUCCGCUGUGGCUGCUGUUGCAGAUAGCGCCCAUUAAAAACGAGCGGGACGUCGUCGUUCUCUUCUUGUGCACUUUCCGUGACAUCACCGCCCUCAAGCAGCCGCUCGAGAGUGAAGAAUCCAAAGGUCUGAGCAAGUUCGCCAAACUGGCCCGUUCGGUGACACGGAGCCGGACCGUUUUGGUCUCGCAAUUCUCCUCGCACAUCCCGGCCGCCGCCAACACCAAGGAAGUGGCUGCCAUCAAUAAGCAGUCCAACUUUGCUCACAUGAUGAGCCUGAAUGCGGACGUCCUGCCGCAGUACCGCCAGGAGGCCCCCAAAACGCCGCCGCACAUCCUGCUGCACUACUGCGCCUUUAAGGCCCUGUGGGACUGGAUCAUCCUCUGCCUCACCUUCUACACGGCCAUCAUGGUGCCCUACAACGUGGCCUUCAAGAACAAGACGUCGGAGGACGUCAGUUUGCUGGUCGUCGACUCGAUCGUCGACGUCAUCUUCUUCAUCGACAUCGUUCUCAAUUUCCACACGACCUUCGUCGGACCCAACGGCGAAGUCGUCUCCGACCCCAAAGUCAUCCGCAUGAACUACCUCAAGAGCUGGUUCAUCAUCGACCUGCUCUCCUGUCUGCCUUACGACGUCUUCAACGCGUUCGACCACGACGAAGACGGUAUCGGGAGUUUGUUCAGCGCUCUGAAGGUGGUGCGAUUGCUGCGACUGGGCCGCGUGGUGCGCAAGCUGGACCGCUAUUUGGAGUACGGGGCGGCCAUGCUGAUCCUGCUGCUCUGCUUCUACAUGCUGGUGGCCCACUGGCUGGCCUGCAUCUGGUACUCGAUCGGCCGCUCGGACGCCGACAACGGCGUCCAGUACAGCUGGCUCUGGAAGCUGGCCAACGUGACUCAGUCGCCGUACGCCUACGUCUGGUCCAACCAGAGCAAUUCGCCCGAGCUGGUCAACGGGCCGGCCCGCAAGACCAUGUACGUCACGGCCCUCUACUUCACCAUGACCUGCAUGACCAGCGUCGGUUUCGGCAACGUCGCCGCCGAAACGGACAACGAGAAAAUAUUCACCACCUGCAUGAUGAUCAUCGGAUCUUUGCUGUACGCGACCAUCUUCGGUCACGUGACGACCAUCAUCCAGCAGAUGACAUCGGCGACGGCCAAAUACCACGAGAUGCUCAACAACGUGCGGGAGUUUAUGAAAUUGAACGAGGUGCCGCGGGCGCUGUCGGAACGGGUCAUGGACUAUGUCGUCUCCACCUGGGCCAUGUCCAAAGGGCUCGAUACGUGCAUGGUGCUGAAUUAUUGCCCGAAAGACAUGAAGGCCGACAUUUGCGUCCAUCUCAAUCGCAAGGUGUUCAACGAGCAUCCGGCCUUCCGGCUGGCCAGCGAUGGAUGCCUCAGGGCCCUGGCCAUGCACUUCACUAUGGCCCACUCGGCUCCCGGCGACCUUCUCUACCACACGGGCGAAUCCAUCGACACGCUCUGCUUCAUCGUCACGGGAUCGCUAGAGGUCAUCCAGGACGACGAGGUCGUCGCCAUUUUGGGUAAGGGUGACGUCUUCGGUGACACCUUCUGGAAGGAAGGGACGGUGGGCCAAUCGGCGGCCAACGUCCGAGCCUUGACCUACUGCGACUUGCACGCCAUCAAACGGGACAAGCUCAUUGAGGUCCUCGACUUCUACCACGCCUUCGCCAACUCGUUCGCCCGCAAUCUCAUCCUCACCUACAAUCUCCGUCAUCGGUUGAUCUUUCGAAAAGUCUCGGACAUGAAGCGGGAAAAGGAGCUGGCCGAGAGGAGGAAAAACGAGCCGAAAUUGGACCAGAGUCAGGAUCAUUUGGUGCGCAAGAUUUUCUCCCGAUUCCGCAAAGGGGGAUCAACUUCCUCGGGCAACCUCUUGUCCGGCGUCGCCAUGCCGGCCGCCGGAUCGGCUCUGGGCGUCACCACCAACAGCAACGGACCGUGCGGCUCGCAGGGCGGGACGCCGAGCCACAGCUCCCGCGACAUCGAGCGAGGUGAACUCCUCCAGCAUCAACUGUCGGCCGAGUUCGACCUGUCGGCAGGUGGCGGCCAGCAGAUUCGGUCCGGCAGCUCCAGUCCCCGCAAGGAGAAGGUGACACUGAUCAAGGCCGUCAAGGAGGACGAGACGGCGUCGGCCAGCUCACGGGCCAGCUCGGCCAAAAGCAAAUGGGGCCGGAUGAUGCGUGGAGGGAGUUCCGGCUCCAGCGACGUGGCCCAGGACGGUGAGCAGCAGCAGCAACCACUGGCCGGCCUUCAGACGUUGUUGCCCGUUCUGGCGACCACCAGUGCGGCGGCAGCGUCGACCGCAACAACAACAGCAGCCACAACGACAACAACGACGGCGGCCGGUCGAGUGCAGUCGGCCGGCUCGGGCAACAAAAUCCACCCGAAACUGAGUCGGGUGCCCGAGCGGCAGGAAACGAGCGUGGACGAAGCCCUUCCGCUGGAUCGGAGCCGGCUUACAGCCAGCCAAGCGUUCAGCACAACCGUGUCGGCGGAUUACAGUCCGCCCGUCGCUGCCGGCCAUUGUCACCAGCAGAUGUCGCGAUCCGACUCCUCGUCCAUCAUCGAUUCGUUCACAGAGCUCAAACAAGAAGUGCGCAGCGAAGUCCAGCGAAUCAACCACAAAAUGUCGCGACUGGAGGACAUCCUGGGCGAGAUCCUUGUCCGUCUGACGCCGGCCAGUGUGGCGGCGGCGGCACAGCCCGCCAAACCACCACCACCUCCUCUGCCGAGCGCUCGAUCGCCCGGUGGCCGCAUCCGUCACGCUCAAGUUGCGCCAGCUCCUUCGUCAGACAACCCAACGGCCUCGUCAGCCGCAAGUUCCCAGCAACCGUUUCUGCUCGUGCCAGGCAACACUGCCGACCCAACGGCGGCCACCCCUGUGCCGGUCGACGUCGACAGCGGAGCAGCUCCCGCCACCCGUCCGACCGGCCGCAGUAGCGGGAAAUCGCUGUCCGGCGGCACCAGAAGUCGAAGCCGGCCCAGGUCGGCCGGCACGAGCGACAAGCUGACGACACAAUUUCAAGAGUACGUCUGACAUUAGAUGGGAUGACAUCAGACAACAACAAAUAAUUCAAUUACUUUCAAUGAUAUUACGAUUUGAAUAAUAAUAAAUAAACAAAUAAAUAAAUGAUAAUGACGUCAUAUGGAAGUCCAACGUGAUGAUGUAAAAGGGAAGCGGCCUAUUUGUUUUCCUUUUGGAAUUUGGAUUCACACACAAUUAUACUAUAUCUCUCAAUUGAGACACGAUGUAAAUAUUAUUAAUUAUUGCGCGCCAUCACAAAAAGUCAGAAUGCAAUUGAAAAAAAAAAGAUUCAAAAACAACUUCCUUUCUUCAUCAUUUGACUGUUACGUGUAUAACUUAUUUAAAUAUCAUUUCAACCCCCCCGGCUCCCUCCACAACAACUUCCCGAGGAUUUUUUUUUCUUCAAUUUACCGAUUGAUUUUUCCCCCUUUUUGAUUAUAUUACAUGUGCAAUUUUUAUUAUUAUGUGUGUUGUUAUCGGUUCCUAUUCUCUCUCUCUCUUUCUCCUCUUGAUCAUUCACUCACUCAUCUUGUGUUAUGAUACUAUUCCCAGUUUUAAUUAUUCAAAAAAAAUACGGUAUACAUAAUAGUGAGAGCUCAACUUCGAGUCUUUUUUGUCCCCGUUGGUUUGAUUACAUUACAAUUUAACGAGUCCAUUUAUUCUCUCUAGGCAUCAUUUGAUUUAUAGCGGCUAUAAUAGCGCCUACUUUUUCGGUACUUUAUACUCGUCGUUAUUCGCCUCUGUCAAAAUCACCCGCCCACCUUAAUUCACCUCUCUAUCCCUCAAAAAAAAAAAGAAACAAACCAAAAAAAAAAAAAAGAAAAGCCAAAAACGAAUUUGAAA
Molecule: messenger RNA, 6528 nt
Organism: Daphnia pulicaria
Lineage: Eukaryota; Metazoa; Arthropoda; Branchiopoda; Diplostraca; Daphniidae
Product: potassium voltage-gated channel protein eag-like
Exons: 11
Coding region: 2329-5697 (1122 amino acids)
Biological process (GO): potassium ion transmembrane transport; regulation of membrane potential
Cellular component (GO): membrane
Molecular function (GO): voltage-gated potassium channel activity
Source: RefSeq, a predicted model, not a curated record